Messenger RNA from Scophthalmus maximus (turbot), 3391 nucleotides. RefSeq names its product glutamate decarboxylase 3 (gene gad3). NCBI's taxonomy places the organism in Eukaryota, Metazoa, Chordata, Actinopteri, Pleuronectiformes, Scophthalmidae. The record is from RefSeq and is a predicted model, not a curated record. The transcript is spliced from 16 exons. Bases 241 to 1851 code for a protein of 536 amino acids. Gene Ontology annotation, biological process: carboxylic acid metabolic process. Gene Ontology annotation, cellular component: cytoplasm. Gene Ontology annotation, molecular function: carboxy-lyase activity; pyridoxal phosphate binding.
CAAAACAGCAGCUGGCUGCCUACCACACCUCCCACUACCUGAUGCUCUUUAAUUUCAGCAGUCUGCCAUCAGACCUACAGUGUGCGUCAGGUUACCAACAGAUUCGUCAGGAGCUUCUGAGCCGUCGGGGUUUUAUCCACAUAGAGAAUUCUGUGAAAUUUGUUGCAUGGGAAAUCUCAUCUGAGGAACGGUUACAGUUGGGCUAAACUGGAGCAUCUUUGAAGAACUGACAUUGAUUUUAUGGAGAUGGAUUUCUUACAGCUGCCAGACAGAAUCACUGAUAAAUCAGCUGGAAAAGACAAACAGCGGGAUGACUCAGCAGAGGUCAGACGACACGUACCUGUUGACUUCAGCAGUAUCUGCAGCAAAGAUCUGCUCCCAGCUUCAGGUGGCGAGGAACUGACCAGAGGAUUUCUACAGGAGGUGGUGAACAUCCUGUUGGGUUAUAUCUGCAAGUCAAGUCAGAGGGGUUCCAAGGUCCUGGACUUCCAUCAUCCUCACCAGCUGAAGGAAGGACUGGAGGGCUUCAGCAUGGACCUGCCAGACCUACCAGAAACUCUGGAGCAGAUUCUCGUGGACUGUAGAGACACACUCAAGUAUGGUGUCAAUACAGGCCAUCCCCGUUUCUUCAACCAGCUGUCCUCGGGUCUGGAUGUGAUUGGUGUAGCUGGCGAGUGGUUGACUUCUACAGCCAACACUAACAUGUUUACAUAUGAAGUGUCUCCUGUUUUCAUCCUCAUGGAGGAGGUUCUGCUGAGGAAGAUGCAAAGCAUUGUGGGAUGGUCUGACGAUGAGGGAGAUGGAAUCUUCUGUCCAGGAGGUACAAUAUCGAACCUGUACAGCAUCCUGGUGGCCAGAUAUCACUUCUACCCCGAGGUGAAGACCAAAGGGAUGGGAGCUCUCCCUCGACUGGCCCUCUUCACUUCAGAGCAUAGUCACUACUCAGUAAAGAAAUCUGCAGCCGUGCUGGGGAUGGGCAGUGAGAAUGUGGUCAUGGUGAAAUGUGAUGAAAGAGGGAAAAUGAUUCCUGCUGAACUCGAGUCUUGUAUUGUCACAGCUGAAGCAAAGGGUUUGGUUCCAUUCUAUGUGAAUGCGACAGCAGGAACCACAGUGUACGGAGCCUUUGACCCACUUAGUGCCAUUGCAGACAUCUGCCACAGACACACACUAUGGAUGCAUGUUGACGCAGCGUGGGGUGGAGGCCUGCUGAUGUCAGACAGACACAGCAUGAAACUACAAGGCAUUGAACGAGCCUGGUCUGUAACAUGGAAUCCUCACAAGAUGAUGGGAGUGCCUCUGCAGUGCUCUGUCAUACUCAUCAAGAAGAGAGGUCUCUUACAGGAAUGUAAUGAGUUGGGGGCUGAGUACCUUUUCCAGACAGACAAACCCUAUGAUGUGAGAUAUGAUACCGGAGAUAAGAGCAUCCAGUGUGGCCGACAUGUAGAUGUCUUUAAAUUUUGGCUCAUGUGGAAGGCAAAGGGCUCAGAGGGCUUUGGAUCUCAGGUCGACAAAUGCUUAGAGAAUGCUGAGUAUCUGUAUGACCAACUGCAGAGGAGAAAAGACUUCGAACUGGUCUUGAAAACCAAGCCAGAACACAGUAAUGUGUGUUUCUGGUACAUCCCUCCUAGUUUGAGAGGCCUGCCUCCUGGACCUGACAGAGAUACAAGACUCCAUCAGGUGGCUCCUCGUAUCAAAGGCAGGAUGAUGGAAAAGGGCUCUGUUCUGAUUGGCUAUCAGCCUUUGGGAACCAGAGUCAAUUUCUUCCGGUGCGUGUUCUCCAAUCCUGCAACACAGCAAGAGGACAUUGACUUUCUGAUGGACGAGAUUGCCCGGCUGGGCAAUGACCUGUGACCUCUGAUAUUGUCUGGUCUCACCCGUCUAUCAUUUUGGAAGAAAUAGGUCAUUGAGUACGAGAGUUCAUCCAGCACGUGUGUUCCAAUGUUUUGCAGAGGAAAUAUUUCCAACUGUGCUCUUUAGCGUCUGAUUUACACAACUGUUUGUUCAUUGCAAAUAAUUAUUCCCUCAGCUCUGCUUUAUACACAUUAACAAUCUUGAACCAACAGCUUCGGUUCUUGUUUACACUAAUAUUCUCUUCAUCUACAGACCCAUCAAGCUAAACAUCUUAAGGUUUAAAGUAAUUUAUAUUUAAUGAACAGAAAUUAUAGCAUGUUUAAAUAUAUAUCUUGAAACCGUACUGUGAACAUUUUUAUUAAGAAUUGGUUUCUGGGAGAGCUUUGCCUCCCGUUUAUUCCCUUCCACUCGAACAGCUGCUGAUGAUGUAGAGCCCCACCUUCCUUUGCAAGUACUUGCAUUUUCAAAACACAUCGGCAGUGAAAAUAUCAAUCCGCUUCUGUGUUUAUUUAUAUAUUCAGUGACUUGGCAAGAUGUUCCAGAGGGGGCAGUGAGACAAGAUAUGAUACAGAUGAUUCCACAGUCAAAUAACUCCUUGUAUCCAACUCCAAUGUUGUCAUUUAAAGAAGGCCCCAGGACAGAGAUUUGUCAGUCUGGGCUUUGUCCCAGGCCAUCCUGGUUUAAAUUUUCUCUGCACUCUGAAGCAAAAUCAUUUUAUUCUGUACAUUAGGUGAGAAGAGGAGAAACUCAGCCACAACAACAUAUUAUCAAAUUAAUUUAUUUAGAAAUAGCAUUACAUUUUAAUACAAGUAACUACAUUUUCAUAUUAAUUGAUGCUUAAAAACAAGUAUUGUCUUGUUGACUGGUCAAUGCUCAGUAGCGUGGAUUCCUUACAUUUCCACCUGGAAGAAGCAAAAAAAAAAAAAAAAAUCUGUUUUCUUAUGUUAAAUCACAAAUGUGUUAUGCCAAUACAUUUAGGUUAGGCAGUAGAAUAGUAUAAGCCUUGUACAUUGUAAUUAAAUCUGGUUGUAGCGUUUUCAAUAAGAUGGGGUAAACAGUAGCGCUGUAUGAAUGAGUGAAUGUGACAUAUAUAGCCCAUCUUGUUUAAAAAUGAAAAGACACUUGCCGACCACAAUGCAUGCCUUUGUUUUAAAUGAAGGUGUCACACAAGACGGGUUUUACUACGAUACCCAUCAAGGCUUAAUUUGCAUGUGCUUUCUGUCGACCCGUGUUGGGAUACGAGCAUCAGUGCAUACAGCAAAGUGAAUUUAAAUAGGCAACUAUUUGUAGAAACAAAGAAAUGUGUCCUUUAGACACCACAAUGGAGAGAAUAUAGAUCCAAAUGUAAUAUCUAUUGGUAAUUAUGAGUUCAUUAUUUGAUCUGUAUGGACAUUUGAACCUAAUAUAAAAUCUGUUGUCACCAAUACAAGCAGUCUGGUCUUUGCUUGGCAUGAAAGACUCACAUUUAAAUCUGUACUGCAUGAUCACCAUCGCCCAGUCCAACACUACCAAGGUUCAAGCUGUGAGUCUCACCUUUAGA